Molecule: messenger RNA, 1218 nt
Organism: Camellia sinensis
Lineage: Eukaryota; Viridiplantae; Streptophyta; Magnoliopsida; Ericales; Theaceae
Product: putative disease resistance protein At5g45490
Molecular function (GO): ATP hydrolysis activity; ADP binding
Source: RefSeq, a predicted model, not a curated record
AUGGGUGAUGAGAUUAUUGAAAAGUAUCUAAUAACCAAAGUAAACAAAGACCUUGAAGAACUAGAGCAAGCCCAAGAGCCUUUGCUAGCCAAAUUAUUAUCCAAUCUGCCUUCCACGUUCAAGGAAUUGAAGAAAUCGCUCGAACAACCAACCACCUCCACCGAUUCAAAUCCAACAAAAUUCAACAGAGAAAAGCUCUACAAUCUCAGUAACAUCUUGACUGAGAUGCAAAUGCAGAAUAAGAAGAAGACUCACGGUAUUGAAUCAGUGCUUUUCUACAAGUUUGCUAGGAGCUUAGACAAGAUCAAAGGCGAACCUCGCGAGAAAGACAACAAUCACAUACAAACAAAUGAAGCAAACUCGGCUGAAUCAGAAACAGAAUCUUUCCGAUUGAGUACUCGAUCGGUGGACGAAACCAAGGUUCACGGGCUCGACGACAAGGCCGUGUCAAUGCAGAGGCUGCUCGUCCCCAGCAACAACAACAACACCGAUGUUCGGUUCAAUGUAAUUGGGAUUGUGGGUAUGCGAGGAAUUGGGAAAACAACACUAUGCCAAUUGAUUUUCAACAAGAAAAAAGUGAGGACUCAUUUCCUUCCCAGAAUCUGGGUGUGUUUGUCAUCACAGCCCCGGGACAAUGAGGACUUCAGGAAGGAGACAGUGAAGAGAAUCUUGACCUAUCUUGGUGUCCAAGAAGAGAUCAUCAAUUCGGCCAAUGAAAGUCACGGCCUCAAAGGUUUGCUUUUCGCUCUACGACUGCAAUUGAUGGGCAAGAGGUACUUAAUUGUGCUCGACGAUGUUUGGAACACAGAAGAUCAGUAUAAAAAUUUCUGUACUUCUAUAUUUGAUGAUGAAAAAUGCAGUGAAAGGCUUGCCUAUGGAUUGCCGAAAGGGUUUGGGGGAACGGUGAUCGUGACGAGCAGGACCGAGGAAAUGGCGAAGGGAAUGGUUGGUAAAGAGAACUUGCAUCGGAUUCUGCAGCUUUUGGAUCCAGAGAGCUGUUGGAAGAUCUUCAAAGACGCGGUUGACAAAGACGGUGAAGUGUUCUCGGUACAACUGGAAAGUCUGAAAGAUAAAAUUGUAGAGAAGUGUGCUGGGCUUCCGUUGGCGGCAAAAAUGAUGGGGCAGAUUGCUCAUGAUGAAUUGCUUAUAAGGAAACAAAGGGUUGUUGAGAGCCAGCAAGACGAGAGUCCCCAAGAAUUGGAGCCACUAAUAAACUGA